Messenger RNA from Diorhabda sublineata, 961 nucleotides. RefSeq lists its product as uncharacterized. The coding region runs from base 60 to 371 and encodes 103 amino acids. Lineage: Eukaryota; Metazoa; Arthropoda; Insecta; Coleoptera; Chrysomelidae. The transcript has 3 exons. The record is from RefSeq and is a predicted model, not a curated record.
GCAUUUUUGUGCAUUUGAAAGUUUGUUAUUUGUUACGAAUUGUGUUUACUUACUCAAAUAUGAGUAAACGAGUAAAGGCCUGCUGUGUACCAGGAUGCAUGAAUAAGCAAGCGAUAAGACAUUCCAUUCCUAGGAAUGAAGACGUUUGCAGAAUUUGGUUGCAAAGAAUAAAUAACCCCAAGUUGAUGCUUGCAGAAACAGUAUUAUCAUCACAUAGAAUAUGUGAUAUUCGUUUUGAACAAAUUUGUAGAAACCCCAAUGGCAGGUUAAAAAAACUUUCACUCUACAUUUACCUGGUUACGAAAAAGGUGAAAAUGAUAUUUUUUGGGUACAGGAGCAACCAUCUUCAUUUUCAACUCCAAAAAGACUGAUAGGUAGGUAUGAAUUGUAGUAUAUUAUUUCCACAAAAAUCUACCUGUUAAAUCUUCUAGUCAUGUAAUCAAGAUGCUAAAUUGUUCGAAUCAUUGUACAUUUUGGGACAGAGUUAUAAGCAGGUAAUUAUUUGAAAACAAAGAGAAAUGGAUUAAUGUGUUAAAUAUCUGGAGAAUAGGCUUCAUGUUUUUACUUCAUAUUAAUAACCAAAAGGAUUAUUCAAUAAUAAUUUAGGUGAAAGAUAAAUGUCACUGAAUAUUUUCUAUAAUGUAGUUGUCCAAUUAUUUAUUUUUGCUUACUGAUUUCCUUUUACUAUUGAGAUUAAUUGAGACAUUUUUUAUAAUCAAUUGCAAGGACUAGUUCCUCUAUCAGCACCUUUACUGGUAACAGCCCAAUAGAGGGAACAAAAAAACCUGUUAAGGUGUAUACAAGGAAGCGAUUAUUUCAAGCUCUUGUUGAAGAACCUUGUAAGUAUUAAUCCAAAAUGUCACUUGUGCACAAAUAUAAUACUGUCAAACGAAUUAAGGCAAAUUCAUUAAUAUAUUCUAGGGAACAUAAAAAAUAUUUUAUGUGCGCCUUCAGCAAAAUU